Numida meleagris (helmeted guineafowl) is the source of this 3279-nucleotide messenger RNA. Its product is annotated as maestro heat-like repeat-containing protein family member 2B. Lineage: Eukaryota; Metazoa; Chordata; Aves; Galliformes; Numididae. The transcript is spliced from 21 exons. The coding region runs from base 939 to 3236 and encodes 765 amino acids. Gene Ontology annotation, cellular component: cytoplasm. The record is from RefSeq and is a predicted model, not a curated record.
CUGUCUACCCGAGUACAAAGUUGAUUCCCCUCCUCUUUAUAGUCCCCUUUUAGAUAUUGGACACAGUAGUCGGACGGCAGCAUUCCAGUCACGUGAGCUGUCCCACCAUGUCUCCGUGACAGCAAUGAGAUCACAUCCCUGUAAGCACACACAGAUCUCUAGUUCUUCUAGAUCUUCUAGUUUAUUCCCCAGGCGGCGUGCAUUGCUAUACAGACACUGUAAGGAAGCAGAGGGUGCAGGUAUCUCCAGAGGGAUGCAAGAGGGCUUCAGCUGGGCUCUUGGCAACGUUGUCUUCUCUGAGGAGUCCUCACAAGAUCCUACUGGACAACUGGGAGGUUUUUCUCCACAGUUUACUAAAAAGACAGCAUUCCCAGGCCCUUCUCUGUCACAAGGAACUCCAUCCCCUUCCUCCGUCAAAUCUAGUUCAGUGCUCUGGUCAUCAAUCCCGCCAGCUUGCUCCCCAGAACACUUUUGCCCCAACUGCUCAGUCCUAUUCCGUCUCACGUCCGCACACUUGGUCUCUCAAAGGCAUGCUCAAGAUCACGGUACCCAAAACCUCGAUCCCGACACCAUCCCCUCAGGCAGCAAUUUGCCUCCUCUAUUCUCCUCCUUCCUUCUGGGACCCAGCCGCCAGUCAGGAGGACAGAGGGGUCUCCCAUCGCUGAGACAAUGCAGGCGCGGAAAGUGUCCGCCCCGGAGCGGAGUGCCUCACAAAAACAUGCCAUGUUUUGGGGCCAGCAAGGUUUCCGGGCAUGCUGUCUGGUUCCCGCCCCAGGGCACAUGGAUCUCUGUGAGGUAACACUCCUCGGUGAGAUGUCACAGUGGCUGUCUCUUAGGCCCCUGUGGCAGCGGUGGGAGCGGUGGCCCAGUAGCUUGUGGAAGCUGCAGGAGGAGGACCCAGAGAGAGCACUGUGUCUGUCUGGAGAUAUCCUGCCGUGAUGGAGCGGCUGAGAGCCCUUCGAGGUCUCUUUGCUUGUGUGGGCUGCAUGCCCAGACGUACGCGUCGCGGGAGCAGAGGCAGGGUGGCAAGCUCUGCCCCUGCCUGUCCCGUGACGUUGCUGCUGCAGCGCCUGCAAGACAGAGAGGGUGACCGAGCGCAGGCAUACUGCGAGCUGGAGAGCGCCCUGUGGGAAGAGGACAGCCGCCCACCGUGCGGGGUGGCAAACCGGCUGCUGGCAGAGGUGUCCCAGGACCUGACGGCGGCCCAGGGCGCGACGGACAACGUGAGGACAGCUGCCAGCAACGUCCUGGUGGCUCUGGCCCGCUCACACUUCAGCUUGGUGAUGGCCGAGCUCCAGGGCCACCUGAAGGCCGUGGCAGAGAUGUCCAAGCAGUUUGCGCUCGUCACCCUGAGCAAGCUGUUCAGCAGCUACGCUCCGCAGUGCGUCGCCUUCAUGUGGCUGACACUGGCCGGCCUGCGCUGUGUGGCCGGCCAGGUGAGGAGCGGCCACACCCUGCGCGUCGCUUGUGCUGUUAUGAAACAAUGGUCGGAAGGAGUCAAGGCUCACUUGUGCUCUGGAAAGCAAUGCCCCUGGCCUGCCACAGAGAAAGAGCAAAUCUGUGAGAAUCUUUACCAGCUCCUCUGCUCUGUGGUGAGGAACUGGCUGGGCUGCGAGGAGGAACAGGACAAACAGGCCGUCGUCGGGGCUGUGUCUGCCAUGAUGGAUCUCCUCCUGCAAGAGGAGCUGCGCCGGGAGCACAUCUGGGAGCAGCUCCUCUGCCUCGUGCACCAGUGUCAGGAGGUCCAGGACACCUCCAGGGUGACCAAGAGCCUCGAUAUCUUGGAGGGAGUUCAGUCUGUCAUCCCCAAGGACACGCUGCUGGCCAUCACCGGUGCCAUGUUCUGCGAGCUCUCUGAGGACACCAAACAGCACAGUGAGGCUGAGAGCACAAAGAUGACCCGCUGCAUCCUGCUGCAGGCCCGCAUCUGCCCGGAGGAAACGGUCCUGUUUCUGCAGUCGCAGCUGGGCGAUGAGAGGGAGGCCAGACGCGUGGCAGCCCUGGGUCUGCUCGGUGCUCUGGCUCGCUCGGAUGAGCCCGUGAUGGCAGAGAAGCUGCCCCAGGUUGCGGAGGCCGUGCAGUGCCUGUGCGGGGACCCCAGGACCCGGGUGAGGAGGGCCGUCCUGCUUUUCAUCAAGGAUCUGCUCAGCGCUGACGCCCGGAGCUGCUCAGCCUGGGAUGUGGUGGGGCACAUCUUCAGGGAGUUCAGCCGCGCCACGGGAAGAAGGGUGGACGGAGACCUUUCUGCCCAGGAAGCCCAGGAAGAAGGAGCUCUCCAAGAGCUGUGCGUGGACAUCCUGGGGUCACUGGAUGUAGCUGCGAGAGGGAUGACCAAGGUAAGUCACACUCUGCACGCCUGCCGGAGCCCUUCUGCAGGCAGCGAACUCCAAGCCGCUGCCUUGCUGCUCCUGCAAAACCUCCACAGCAAGAUCCACAGAGCUGUGGGGGCCAUGUGGGCUGCUGAGAUCCCCCGGCUGCUGCAGUGCCUCGAUGGGAAAGAUGAGAGCUUCCCGGGCUCUGCAGAGUGGGAGCAGCGUCUGCUAAAGUUCCUGAGGGUGUCUCUGGAGACCAUGGCGGACGAGGCCUGGACCAAGGCUCUGAGCUGUGAGCUGAGCCAGUGGCUGGGCAGCUCUCCCAGCAGCUCUGGAGAAAAGUCUUUCCUGUACAAGGCUCUUGGGACAGCACUGGGAGCUUGUAAGGAGGUCCUCCACAUCCAAGAGAAGCUGCUGAAACACCUGGAGGAAGCAAAUGCGGAGCAGCGAUCUGAGGCCCAGGGGAUGGUCUCUCUUCUCAGCCAUGCUGCCGAGAGCAACUUCCACCCAGUCUUGGACACGCUCACUAUGUUUGCGUCCAGGCUGUGCAAAGGCCGGCAUGCGAGGAUUUCCGCACGCAAGAAGGCGGAGCUGAACAGCCCAAGAGCUCAAGCCACACGCAGCGCCCUCAUACUCGCCCAUGGCAGCUUGGCGCUGCGUGCCUCCAAGGAGCAACUGCUCGCCCGCCUGGAGAGAGACAUUGUGGGCAACAUCCUGCUGCUCUACAGCUGCAGCUGCCGGGACUUGCAGAACAAACUUGCACUGCUGCAGAGCGCCAGCAACAUCUUCUCUGCCUUCCAAGCUGUGGGUGACUCCAGCUGGUUUAACCCCACCUUGCAGGCCAAGCUGCUGGAGGCCCUGAGGUGGCGUGCGGGGGAGAAGAAGAAGAGCGGUUUGUCCUCGAGACUGGAGCCGGUGGAAUAAUGAAAAGGACAGCUGAGCUAAAAAAUUUGUAUUAUUUAUUAAA